AUGGAGAGAUAUGCAAUUAAUCUAAUCAAAUUGAGUAAGUCACUAACCGACUCCGGUUCGGUACAGUCUUGCACAUUUUCUGCAGGUAGAAUUCAGCAGCUAGCACAGAGAGUGAGCACGCAGAGAAAUUACACUGCUCCUGCUCUGCCUCCGGCUCCUGCUGCUGGACCUCUGCAGCUUCAGGCAUCGUCAUAUCCUUCUCCAGCUCCGGCUCAGACUCCUUUGCAGACUCACGCAUCUUUGUGUCCUUCUUCAGUCUCUCGUCCAUCAGGGCGUCCUCUGAAUUCCGCGGUCUGCACAAUGCCUCAGCCAAGACAGCCUCUGAUAUCCAACACAACUCCAACUCUGUCAGCUUCUCCUGCAACUAAUCAAGUUGCCAAUGCAAGUCUACGCCCCUCUUCUGCACCACACCUCAACUCAUAUAGGCCAUCCUCUUCAAUUCCUGGCUCCACAGCUACUCCAACCUCAGCGCCGCCUCCUCAAGCUUUAACAUAUACAGGUAUGUUAAUUCAGCAGCAGCAGCAAGAACAACAACCACAACAGGGAUUGAGCCGUGGAUUGCAGGGGAACGGGAAUGUGGUUUGUCUUUCGGAUGAUGAGUGAUGUAAAUGGAGAGAUGUUUUAGAGUCUAGUUGUUGAUUUAGAGAGAAGUUAAAAAAAAAAAUGUCUGUAUAUAUAAUAAUUAGGUUACCUUAUGAUAAAUAUCGAAGUGUAUUGUUUUUGAUGCGACUUUUGUAGAUGCAAUUAAUCUAAUCAAAUUGAGUAA
Messenger RNA from Camelina sativa (false flax), 766 nucleotides. Lineage: Eukaryota; Viridiplantae; Streptophyta; Magnoliopsida; Brassicales; Brassicaceae. The record is from RefSeq and is a predicted model, not a curated record.